AUGUUACCGGACAUGGACGUCGACCCGAGCCAUCAGCUGCAGCACUCCCUUCAAUUGAUGUGCAGUCGCGAUGCGUCUCCGCUCACCCACUCCCGCAAACACUCGCGCGGCAGCAGCAGCGGCGAUUACUAUGAUGACGACGAGCUGGACCUCUCGUCUGAGGAGUCCGGACAAUUCGACGACGCUGAAGAGGAACUCGGCGCCACACCGCUCCCGACAACAACCCGUUCGCCAUCCACCCACUCGGCCAAGCGUCGCCGGUCGAACGACUGGCCCUUCGACCAGGGCGAGGAGAUGACCACCGCCGCGACCGCAGCCUCCUCCACCGGUCAUCGCUGGACGUUUCACGGACACAGUAGCAAGAACCCCGGUUCGAAUAACGGAUCUCCGCGAACAACCGGCCGACGAGCCGGGAACCGCGGGCGUCGGUCGCGUUUCGUGGAGGGACAUAUGAAUGACAGCGUGAGCGAGAAACCGCCGAGUAUUUUCCUGCGAGAUGCCAAUAGCAAAUCGGCUCGCGAGAGGCGCCAGCCCAGCCACAAACCAUCCGGCAUCUUUCGGUUUGGGAAGGCCAUUGCGUCGGCGUUUAAUCCCUUCGGCGUGCUGCAUAAUGUCUCCGACAUCUGGAAGGGUCCCUCGGAGACGCAGAAACCGUCGGAUGAUACGCUGGCGCGCGCGGAAGCGGCCUACGCGGAGUUGAAGAAGGCGGGAUACAAGGGCACAGUGAAGGGGAGUUACAUGCAAAGCGCACAGGGGGCAUCGUCUCAUAACUUGCCGGAUCAGACAUGGAAGUCGAUACAGGAGAAGAUGGACUACAAACCUGCGGGUCGUCAUUUGCGCCAGAGUUCCGGCGAAGGUAUCGGGUCUGGCGGCUCGAUUCGGAGCUCAUUCCAGGAGCUGCGCAAGGCCAGGUCGUCUCUGGGGAUUCCAGCGAUGUCUCUGAUUCCCGGGCGGCGAUCGGAUGAUGCCGAUUUCCCUGAAAUGCGGCGGCAGAAGUCGCGCAAGGAGCUCCAACGGCAGGCCAAACUGCUGAAGAGAGUCAGCGAUCUCGAGGAGAAGCUUGAACGCGCGCGCCGGGAGCUCCAGGAACUCAUGAGCGAGGAGGAUCUACCGUCGCAAAGUUUAUGCGCGGAGAAGCCGUAUUCGCGGAAGUUUGUUCCCGGAAUGCUGCCUUCGCUUCCGUCCGAGAGGAUCCUACAGCACCGGGCUGCAUCAUUACCUGCAUCAGGAGUAGCCGCGUCAGCCUCCCCUGCGAAGGACGCCCAAUUGACUUACGGGGACCAGGAAAUUGCAGAGCUUCCGUCUACGAGUGAGAAGCCGAUUAUCAACCAAACGACCCCUAGACCGGCGAGCGCGUCCAAAGCGCAGUCCUUGGCCGUGGACAGUCCUCCCUCUCGCAAGCGCAAAUCUCCCGACCCUCAAUCCGCACGGGCAGAGAAGAUGUCCCAGACAAACAACGCCGAUGCGUCGAACUCGAAAAAGAGUCCCGCGGCCAACGUGUCUUACUACGACACCGACCUCACACCGUCUCGAAAGCCCAAAUUACCCAAGAUGGUCCGACAGGACAGUCCCGGCUCAGUCGAACGCAAACAGACCCGCGAUCAGGAGCAUCAAGAAGACUCCAAUGGCGGCCGCUCGCCGGGAGAAGACCGAGGACGACGAUCUGUCCAGCCGCUCCGAUCCCACAGCAAGCGAUCACCUUCGCAGCGCAGACGAGCAUCCAAUUCUCGGAAUCGCGGCACGGGAGUAACCGCCAACAACACGCGGACGCCCUCUCUGCGCAUGAAAAAAGGCCGCGCCAACCUCCGCUGCGAUUCCAACACCAUCACCGACGAGUUCAUCCUCCGCCACACUGACCCCGAAGACAAAGAGAACCAGAGCCAGCCCCAGACCCAGACCCAACAACCUCAGCUGGACGCCACCACGGCCACCAAGGUCUACCACCAAGAGAACGAGGAACCUCUUCUUGACCUCGACCAAAUCACCCCGAGUCCAAGCCCCAGUCCCACCAAGCGGAAAGACCAGUCGCGAUACAACCAAAGCUAUAGCUAUAUCCCGCCCGUGCCUCCCAUCCCCAAGGACCUAGCCGCCACAGCGGCGAAAGUCGACCGUCGGUUAGCCAAAGAGAUGGGUAAGAAGCGAGAGGCACGGGGAAAGAAGUAUCACGGGCAAGGGCAGGAGAACAUCAUUUCCACGGACGAGGCGUUCCGGUGGCCGGAUGAUAUCUUUUGA
Molecule: messenger RNA, 2232 nt
Organism: Aspergillus affinis
Lineage: Eukaryota; Fungi; Ascomycota; Eurotiomycetes; Eurotiales; Aspergillaceae
Product: putative nuclear RNA binding protein
Exons: 1
Coding region: 1-2232 (743 amino acids)
Source: RefSeq, a predicted model, not a curated record